This is a messenger RNA of Eimeria acervulina, 3519 nucleotides long. RefSeq names its product tRNA 2' phosphotransferase, putative. The transcript has 5 exons. The record is from RefSeq and is a predicted model, not a curated record. Gene Ontology annotation, molecular function: tRNA 2'-phosphotransferase activity. NCBI's taxonomy places the organism in Eukaryota, Apicomplexa, Conoidasida, Eucoccidiorida, Eimeriidae. Gene Ontology annotation, biological process: tRNA splicing, via endonucleolytic cleavage and ligation. Bases 1 to 3519 code for a protein of 1172 amino acids.
AUGGAUGAAUUUGCGUCCUUCAGGUGUACGGACACCUCAGGUUCCGACAGCCAUCCGCAGCAGCAGCACCAGCAGCAGCAGCAGCUGCCGCAGCAGCAUUCGCUUCAGCACUUGUUGCCCGCGCUGCAGGAGCAGCGAAACCAUCAUCAGCAACAGAGCCACUCUCCAUCAUAUGGGUGGGGAUGUGGUGAUGCAGCAGCAGCAACGGCAGCAGCAGCAACAGCAGCAGCACCAACGGCAGCAGCAGCAUUCAGUGAGGUGCGCAAGGAUGGAUAUGCAGGUGUCCAUACACUCUACAUUCCCCGCGCUUGCUGCAGCAGCAGCAGCAACAACAACAACAACAGCUGCAGCAGUUCAGAGGCGGCCGAGCUCCAAGGCCCGCAUACCGAAUGCAGUAGCAGCAACAGCAGCUGCACCGCGAGCAGCGGCGGCAGCAACAGCAGCAAGAGGGACCCGUCGGUAUACUGCAGCAGCAGCAGCAGCAGCAGCAGCCCAGAGAGCAGCAGCAAAUACAGCAUUUAUUGCAACAGCAAACCGACAGACAUUUCUUUACCUGCUUCAGAGGCAAUAAGUGAUGAAGGGAUUGACAGGCAGCAGCAGCUGCUGCAGCAAGUGCAGCAUCCUGCAGAGCUGCAGCAGAAGCAGGAACAUGGGCUGGCCCUGUUGCAGCAGCAGCAACAGCAACAGCAACAGCAACAGCAUCAACAGCAGCAACAUCCACAGCAGCAGCAGCAGCAACAGCACCAGCUACAACAGAAGCAGCAGCAGCAGAAGCAGCAAGAACGCCCUCGAUGGAUGCUACGCCCACCGCCGAAGCAUUUGCUGCACCGCCUUAAGAAGGAGGCCUUCCGCUGCUGCUGCAGCAGCUGCUGCGUCUCUUCUCAGCUGCAGCAGCAGCACGCAUUUACACCCCACCUUGUAUCAGAACAGUUGCAACAGCAGACAGGGGAGGCUGCAGCAGGUACAUGCAAGGCGCAGCAUGCAGCUGCAGGAGGUGCUGCUGGUGCAGCAGCAGCAGCAGCAAGCCGCGCUGAGGCCAACGCUGAAGCAAGCAACGGCUGCGAAGGACCUGCUGCUGCUGCUGCUGCUGCACACGGGGGAACAACGACACAGCGAGGCCGUGCUGCUGAAGAGGCAGCAACAGCUGCAGCAGCAGCUGCUGCUGCACCGUUUACUGCAUCUCCAUCUGACUCAGCAGCCACAGCCUCAGUGGAAGACUUGCUGCUGCGGAACAGCUGCAAAGCCAGCAUCAGCAGCAGCGACUGCAGCAGCAGCAGCAGCAGCAGCAACAGCAGCAACAAUGGAGAUUUGAGGACCAGCUCCGGAGUCGGGGCCGAGCUGCCUGCUGCUGCUGCUAAUGGAUGCUCCAGGGGGCACCUCGAAGCAAAUAUGCAUGCAGGUGCUGCUGCUGGUGGUGCUGCUGCUGCUGAUGUGCGUGCAGCAGAUACUGCAGCCGAAGCAGCAGCAGCUGCGCAUGUUGGCGUGCUGCAGCAGCAGCGUUUGCAUGCGGGGAUACGCAGCAGCAGCAGCAGCAACAGCAACAACAGUAGCAAUUUCUGCUGCUGCUGCAGGGUUACUGUGAGUAGCAGCAGCGGACGCUGUAAGUGUUGCGCAUGCACUGCUUGUACACAGAAGGCUUGCUGCAGCAGCGACAGCAGCAGCAAUAGCAGCAGCAGCAAAAGCAUCAGCAGCAGCCCAGACCUGCCACUGCCGGAGUUGUGCUGCUUGCGUAGUGGACCAGCAGCAGCAACAGGAAAAGCAGCAGUAGCAGGAGCAGCAGCAGCAGGAGCAGCAGCAGCAGGAGCAGCAGCAGCAGCAGCAGUUGAGCGUGCCGUUGAAUCGUGUUGCAGCGCCGCCGUCCCUGCACUACCAGCAGCAGGAGCAGCAACAAUGCAUCAUAAGGAGCGUUGUGCGUGUGGUUCUUGCGUAGCAUGUGCAUGCAAGGUAGAAGCCAGCAGAAUGUGCAGCAUAAGCAGCAGCAUCAGCAGCAGCAGCAUCAGCAGCAGCAGCAGCAACUGCCCACACAUCAGCAGUAACUGUAUGGGCAGCAGCAGCAGCAGCUGCACACCCAUCAGCAGCAGCAGCAGCAGCAGUUGCCCACACCUGAGCGUCCACUGCAGCAGCAGCACCAGCACCAGCACCAGCAGCAGCAGCAGCAGCAGCAGCAGCAGUUUGCUGUCAGCUCGAUGGCACUACGCGUUGAUAAAGCGCUUGAAUUUUAUCUUGAGGCAUGGAGCUCCUCUCUUUGGCCUCUUCAUCCGCGAAGACGGCUUCGUGCGCGUUCGAGACCUGCUGAUGCUGCCGUGCAUGCAAACUGUUACUUGGGCUGAUCUGCAAGACGCAGUGGAAGGGAACCACAAGCAGCGCUAUGAAUUGGUGUAUGAUGAGACAGAGACGGAGACGUGUCCGGCCCUCAUCGAAGAGCAGCAGCAGCAGCAGCAGCAGCAACAGCAGCAACAGCAACAGCAGCAGCAAAUGCAUUGUAGUGCAGAGAAGCUGUUGGAUGGUUGCUGCCGUUGCAGUGCAGCAGAGAAGAGAACCGCAUGCAGCAGCAGAAGCCAGAAAGAAGCAGCAACAGCAGCAGCAGCAGCAGCGGGGUGCACUUGCUGCAGAAGCAACAGCAACGGGGAGACGUGGCUGAGCAGGUUCGUUGGCUGCACAGCUGCUGCAGACAAAGUUGCAGCAGCAGCAGCAGCAGCAGCAAAGAAGGUGGAGCGGAUGAGCGGCAAAUGGCUGCUGAGGGCAACGCAGGGCCAUACCAUUCCUUACAUACGCAGCGAGUUAUUUAUGAUGCGGGUGGAGUCUGCAGCAGACCUCCCUGUGUGCAUACACGGCACAUAUUUACGCAAUUGGCUGUCUAUUAGACACCUCGGCCUCCACCGCAUGCACAGAAAUCAUAUUCAUUUUGCUACGGGUCUGCCGGGUGAGGCAGCAGUGUUGAGCGGCAUGCGACGAAACUCAGAAGUCGGGGUGUAUAUACAGGUUGAGAAAGCAAUGACUGCAGGGAUUAUUUUUUAUAUGUCCAGCAAUGGAGUUGUGCUGACUGAGGGGCUCCAUGGCAGACUGCCGCCUGAGUUAUUCUCAAAGGUGGUGUUGCUGCGAGAGGGGGUUGUGCUGAUGGAGGACGGCAAAGACUACACCGAUAACUAUCUGCAUUUAAUUCCUGAGCAGCUGCUGCAGCUUUCUGGCUGUGCUAUAUUUCAGCAGCAGCUGCAGCACGACCUCGGUAUGCUGCAGCUGUCGCUGUUUGCUGCUCCCACCUGCAACCUCAUGGCUAGACAGAGCAGCUCAGAAGACUUAGAAGCAACCCAGCAGCAGCAGCAGCAGCAACAGCAGCAGCAGCAGCAGCAACAGCAACAGUUGCAGCAGUUGCAACAGCUGCAGCAACCGCACCAGCUGCUGCAGCUCCUGCCGCUGCAACUCAGCAGCAGGGAAGGCAUCUCUCAAGCAGCAGCAGCAGCAGCGGCAGCACAAGAAAACGCAGCAGCAGCAGCAACACCCGUAAACACUGUCUGCUGA